Messenger RNA from Selaginella moellendorffii, 1146 nucleotides. RefSeq names its product transcription factor bHLH121-like. The coding region runs from base 135 to 953 and encodes 272 amino acids. The record is from RefSeq and is a predicted model, not a curated record. Gene Ontology annotation, biological process: intracellular iron ion homeostasis. The transcript has 4 exons. Lineage: Eukaryota; Viridiplantae; Streptophyta; Lycopodiopsida; Selaginellales; Selaginellaceae. Gene Ontology annotation, molecular function: protein dimerization activity; DNA-binding transcription factor activity.
CCGAAGCGUGAGGCUGACGUGCUAAACCACGUGUUUGAGCAUCCACGUCGGACUGCUCCAUCGUUUAGGGCAGCCCGACGAUCUGCAAGGAAAAUCCAGCUCAGUGCUCUCCUUGGCAAUUGGGGCAGCGAGACAUGACGCAGGAAGUUUGUGAGCAAAGGCCAAGUGGCCCGGCGGGCACGAGCUUGGUGUCCCGGAAAGUACACAAGGCCGACAGAGAGAAAUUGAGACGCGACAAGCUGAAUGAGCAGUUCGCAGAGCUAGCAGCAGUCCUAGACCCAGAGAAGCCAAAGCAAGACAAAGCCAGUAUCCUGGGCGAUAGCUUGCAAGCGGUAAAGAAUCUGCGCGUGGAGAUCAAACGGCUGAGGAUCGAGCGGGGAACACUGUUUGACGAGUCGCGAGACCUCAAGCGAGAGAGGGACGAUCUCGAGGAAGAAAAGGCAGCGCUUGAGAAGCAAACAGAUGAGUUGGAGGUGCAGGUGCAGCAGCUAUUCAGGUCGGCAGCAGCGGUUCCAUGUUUCAAGCAGCCGGCAGCACCGGGUCCGUCGCCAGCUUUUGCGGCUGCUGCUACUACCUUGCGUCCCCACGUCGCGCCACCCCUUAACACUGCCAAUCCCUUCGUCUACUUGACGUCGCCGUCCUCUUGCAUGGGGCGUGUGGAGAGGCCAUGUGCACAGUAUCCAGUAGCUGAUUUCCUCAGCAAAGUGCAGUCUAGCCAUGGCUUCCAACCGACUGGCCGAGGCGCGCCUCCUCUGGGACCGGGCAGCCGCCGGGGUGACCAUCACGUCCCGCAGUGCUGCCUGGGUUGUCGGGACGGCGAUAGCGACGACAUCCAGCUCCACCUGGGUCAACCACCCAGUCGCCACGAGAUUGACACGGAUCUCCAUCUGCAACUCAGUUCCAGUCCACCCAGCUCCUCGGCUGCAAAAGGCGCCAGCUUAUGUCCCUCGUGAGAAGAGUCUACGAUUGCUAUCCUUUAAAACUCAAAAGCUGCUCCUAGGCUCUUCUGUAUGGUCAGAGCACCCCCCAAAAAGGCAGCGCACACCAAGUUGCGACUUUUCUGGAGUAUAACAAAGAGUCACGAUGUUCAUACACGUCCUGGGUUUCGGGACGAUUUCCAGAAUCAAGUUGCCCGGAUUUGGAUGA